CUCUGUUCCCUUCUGUAGCUCGGGGUGUGAUAUGAGGUUCAAUCAUCUGACCCUUCUUUGAAUCUUCUAUUUUGUGGGACUCGCAUGGCAGAGAACGACGCUCUCCUCCCGAGAGGAACCACUGCUCUUCCACGGCGGAAGCUGCAUGGAACCAAGAAGCCGCGGGUGCUGGUUCUCCAACGAGGCUUUUUCUCCCGACGGACCAGCCUCCCGGCGGGGUUGCCGUGGAAACAGAGCGUGCUUUGUGGAUGCGGCGAAACGCUGUGGCGCGGCCUUUGCUGUCUGUCUGCGGAGGGAACUCACAACACCGACGUCAAGAUGAUGCUUUCAAGGGCCAAACCUGCUGUAGGCGGGGACGUCCAGCACACUGACAAAAGAAAGAAGAAAGGUAGGAAGAUUCCAAAACUAGAGGAGCUUCUUUCACAAAGAGAUUUCACUGGAGCUAUUACCCUAUUGGAGUUCAAACGUCAUGUUGGGGAACAAGAAGAGGAUACUAAUUUGUGGAUUGGAUAUUGUGCCUUUCACCUGGGUGACUACAAGAGAGCUCUGGAGGAAUAUGAAAAUGCUACAAAAGAGGAAAAUUGUAAUUCUGAAGUCUGGGUGAACCUAGCUUGCACUUACUUCUUUCUUGGGAUGUAUAAACAAGCCGAAGAAGCUGGAUUUAAAGCUUCGAAAAGCCGACUCCAAAACCGCCUCCUCUUCCACUUGGCUCACAAGUUUAAUGAUGAGAAAAAGUUGAUGAGCUUUCAUCAGAAUCUUCAGGACGUCACAGAAGAUCAACUCAGUUUGGCCUCAAUCCACUAUAUGCGAUCUCACUACCAAGAAGCUAUUGAUAUAUAUAAGCGAAUACUGCUAGAUAACAGGGAAUACCUUGCCCUCAAUGUUUAUGUGGCCCUCUGCUACUAUAAAUUGGAUUACUAUGAUGUGUCUCAAGAAGUUUUGGCUGUUUACCUUCAGCAAAUUCCUGAUAGUACCAUCGCACUCAAUCUUAAAGCCUGUAAUCAUUUUCGCCUUUACAGCGGCAAAGCAGCUGAGGCAGAACUCAAAAGCUUGAUGGACAAUGCUUCAUCCUUCGAAUUUGCUAAAGAACUCAUCAGGCACAAUCUGGUUGUUUUCCGAGGAGGUGAAGGGGCUUUGCGGGUUUUACCUCCCCUGGUUGAUGUCAUUCCUGAAGCUAGGCUCAACUUGGUGAUUUACUACCUUCGUCAAGAUGAUGUACAAGAAGCUUAUAACUUGAUUAAGGAUCUAGAACCUACUACUCCUCAGGAGUAUAUUCUCAAAGGAGUGGUCAAUGCAGCCCUUGGCCAGGAAAUGGGUUCAAGGGAUCAUAUGAAAAUUGCCCAGCAGUUCUUCCAUUUGGUGGGAGGAUCAGCUAGCGAAUGUGAUACAAUACCAGGGAGGCAGUGCAUGGCUUCCUGUUUCUUCCUGCUUAAGCAAUUUGAUGAUGUCUUGAUUUACCUCAAUUCAUUUAAGAGUUACUUCUAUAAUGAUGACAUCUUUAACUUUAAUUAUGCACAAGCCAAAGCUGCAACAGGCAAUACCAGUGAGGCUGAAGAGGUGUUCCGCUUGAUCCAAAGUGAGAAGAUAAAAAAUGAUUACAUUUACCUCAGCUGGUUAGCUCGGUGCUAUAUUAUGAAUAAGAAACCAAGACUAGCCUGGGAACUUUAUCUCAAGAUGGAAACCUCUGGCGAGUCCUUCAGUCUCUUACAGCUCAUUGCUAACGACUGCUACAAGAUGGGUCAGUUUUACUAUUCUGCCAAAGCUUUUGACGUCCUCGAGAGGCUGGAUCCCAACCCCAAAUAUUGGAAAGGCAAAAAGGGUGCCUGUGUGGGCAUUUUCCAGAUGAUCUUAGCUGGGAGAGAACCCAAAGAGACCCUUCGAGAAGUGGUCCAUUUACUGAGAAGCACAGGUAACACCCAAGUAGAGUACAUCAUCCGGAUCAUGAAGAAAUGGGCCAAAGAAAACAGAGUACCCAUCUAAGAUAGCUCCAGCAUCCUAGGAACCAGCUUCCACUUUGACAUAAAACUAUAAUUUAUUUUCACUCAAGUUAAUCUGUGAUACAGGGCUCUGUUUUAUUGACAUUUUCCUUCCUUGCUCUUUAAGUUUCAAGGUCAGUGACUGACUUGCUGAGACCUAGUCUCCUGGCUGAGCAGAGUACCAUAGUCUGUGACCGUGUAUGAUCCUCCUAGCAAUAAGACUAUGGGCUUGUCUGGUGCCUUUCUUCCAAAAAUGCUCAGAGUACUUUAUGUAAUUUACUAACUUUAAGGAAAGCAGUAUAACUUUUUUUCUGUUAGCAUUUUAUGGCAUUGUCUCCUGACUGCAAUAACAAAUGUCUUUGAUGUGCAAGAAUCAGCAUCAUUCUAUCAUUUAACUUUCAGGCAUCUCUGUACAUUAUCCCAUUUUGUUGGGGAAUUUCAUAAAGGGUUUUAUAAAUACAUCUGUAAAUCUUGGGAGAAUACCUAGCCAUGUGAUUCUAAGAAUGGCAGUAAGUUCCUUUAUCAAACUGUCUAGUCAUUUAUAGGAUAGAGUUGUAGGAUUACUCUUUCACUAAUUAAAUUGUUGAUGAUAAUAACAUGUUACAGUGCAGUAAGAUGAGUAUUGCAAUUUUUUAAAAAGGUGAGUACUAGCCAGGCGCGGUGUCUCACGCCUAUAAUCCCAGCACUUUGGGAGGCCGAGACGGGUGGAUCACAAGGUCAAGAGAUCAAGACCAUCAUGGUCAACAUGGUGAAAGCCUGUCUCUACUAAAAAUACAAAAAUUAGCUGAGCAUGGUGGUGCGCGCCUGUAGUGCAACUACUCGGGAGGCUGAGGCAGGAGAAUUGCCUGAACCCAGGAGACGGAGGUUGUGGUGAGUUGUGGUGAGCCAAUAUCGUGCCAUUGCACUCCAGCAACUGGGUAAAAAGAGCAAAACUCUGUCUCAAAAAAAAAAAAAAAAAAAGGUGAAUACUAGGAAAAAAAUUACAGUACCUCUAAAGUUAUUCAAGAAACAAUGUUUAUGAAUCUCACUAGUCCAUUACAGCUUGGUAUCAUAAUAUUUUAGGUAACAAAGCAGGUUAGGUUCUUCUUAAUGUGUCUUGCUGAACAAACAUCGGUUUUGAAAGUAGGGCUGGAUUCUCCCUGACAGUGAUUAUUUUAUGCAUUGUGGACAGUUAUUAACGUAAUGAUAAUAAAACAUGAAUUGUGUAAAGUCCUUUGAGGGACCUCCUAAUGGCUAGGCUGUCUGUCUUAAGUCAUAUUCCAGACCCAUGUUUCUUUUUUUUCUUUUUUUUUUUUUUUUUUGAGAUGGAGUCUCCCUCUGUCACCAAGGCUGGAGUAUAGUUUCAAAAUCUCGGCUCACUGCACUCUCCACCUCCCUCCUGGGUUCUUGCAAUUCUCCUGUCUCAGCCUCCCGAGUAGCUGGGACUACAGGUACAUACCACUAUGCCUGGCUAAUUAUUUUGUAUUUCAGUAGAGAUGGGGUUUCACCAUGUUGCCCAGGCUGGUCUUGAACUCCUGAGCUCAGGCAAUCUGCCUGCCUUGGCCUCCCAAAGUGCUGGGAUUACAGGUGUGAGCCACUGCACCCAGCCCCCAGCCCCAUGUUUCUGAGCUCAUAUAACAUAAACCUACUAUACAACUGAGCAUCCUUAAGCUCACAACCUGUUUCCAGAAAACAGACCCACAUUUUUCUGUUUUAUAUCACCUAUGUUUUUAUGCUAUAUAGUUUUUUUCUAUUAGUUUAAGAUACCUAGAGUUACAGGUCUAGAAAGUGCAGAACCAUUCCUACCUAGAAGAAAAUAGAUAGAGGAGAACUGAAAGAAAGAAUUCCUCCAUCACUAAAGUCAGGAGAAUCCCUGUAGGCACUGUAUUAGUUGUUCCAUUUAUCCCAACACUCCACUUAUGAAUAAAGGCGUUGUGUAGAAAGGAGAUGAGAACAUGGCAGGAGUGAAAGCAGCCAAGAAGCGAUCAAUGACUGAAGAUCCAUCGCCUUCGCCUUCAGGACUGUCGCAAGAGGUUAUUUCGCCUCUACUCAGGAAGAUGGCCAGUUUUCCUAUCUUUUAUCCGAGACCCAUGUAUAAUCAGUUCAGAGCACAAAUAAAAAUAAGCUGGCCUAAAUAACUGAAUUCUAGGAAAGAAAGCUGCAUCUUUUUUUAUAUGCAAAGCUUCUGUUCCCUCAUGUUCUUCCUACUUUUUAAAUAAUAAAUGGUUCUCGGCAUCUUAGGAACUAGAUGGGUCUGAUCUGGGUAGAACCUGCUGUAACUUUUAGAAUCGUUUUUGUAAUUCUUACCUCACUUAAAAUAUUAGGAAACACGGUAAUGGAAAAGACAGGUAGAACUUGUCAGCAGGUUUUGGCAGUGAAAUUUGUCUUCCAGUGAAUUGCUAUUAUUUUCAAAUUGCCUAUAGUUGAAAAGCUUUUCCAUUGAUGGAGAUUUACUUUUAAAUGAGCUUUUGUUGAGUUCAGCACUCUGGAUUCUCCCUGACAUUUUCCUGUCUUUUGGGGAAAAAAACAGAUAUUCCAAAAAUGGCAGAAUUUUAGACUAAUAUUUGUAAACGUUUCUUCUAUAGGAUUGAGCCAAAAAACAUAAACAAUAAAGAGAGGUAUCAUAUAAUUCUCUUAUUAAAGAUAGCUACUUCUGAAAUGUCUUAACAGAGUUUCGGGAUUGCAAAGUAGUAUUGCACAGCUGGUUUUUUUACAUGUGAUGAUAGAGGAGAGAGGAAGACCCAGACUUAGGCAUAUGGUGAAAUACGGACAGUUUAUAGCAUUAGUGUACUAUUUAUAAUCUGUAGCAUACAUUACUUGUAAAUGGGAAAAAUAUCUUUUAUAAUUAUUUUUGUACCUCAAAAUAAUUAUUCUGCUGUAUUAUAUUCAAAUUAAAGUUUAUUAUUUGGUUCUCA
Messenger RNA from Callithrix jacchus (white-tufted-ear marmoset), 4870 nucleotides. NCBI's taxonomy places the organism in Eukaryota, Metazoa, Chordata, Mammalia, Primates, Cebidae. The record is from RefSeq and is a predicted model, not a curated record.